Loxodonta africana (African savanna elephant) is the source of this 933-nucleotide messenger RNA. Its product is annotated as olfactory receptor 4C16-like. NCBI's taxonomy places the organism in Eukaryota, Metazoa, Chordata, Mammalia, Proboscidea, Elephantidae. Gene Ontology annotation, cellular component: plasma membrane. Bases 1 to 933 code for a protein of 310 amino acids. Gene Ontology annotation, molecular function: olfactory receptor activity; G protein-coupled receptor activity. The record is from RefSeq and is a predicted model, not a curated record. The transcript has a single exon. Gene Ontology annotation, biological process: G protein-coupled receptor signaling pathway.
AUGCUGCUGAAUAAUAAUGUGACUGAGUUCAUUCUGCUUGGGUUGACACAAGAUCCUUUUAGAAAGAAAAUAGUGUUUGCCUUUUUCUUGCUUUUCUACUUAGGGACCUUGUUGGGUAAUUUUUUGAUUAUCAUCACCAUCAAGACCAGCCGGGUACCUGAGAGUCCAAUGUACUUCUUCCUUUUCUACUUCUUAUCUGACACCUGCUUCUCUACUUCCAUAGCCCCUGGAAUGAUUGUGGAUGCCUGUCUGAAGAAUACCAUCUCUUUUAGUGAGUGCACGAUCCAAGUCUUUUCAGCCUAUUUCUUUGGCUGCCUGGAGGUCUUGAUCCUUAUCCUGAUGGCUGUUGACCUCUAUGUGGCCAUCUGUAAACCCCUGCACUACAUGAGCAUCAUGAGCCGGCGGGUCUACAGUGUGUUGGUAGCUAUAGCCUGGGUAGAGACUUGUGUACAUUCUUCAAUUCAGAUUUUUCUGACCUUGAGCUUACAUUUCUCUGGUCCCAAUGUGACUGAUCACUAUUUCUGUGACUUGCAACCCUUGUUAAAACUUGCCUGUACAGACACCUUUGUGAUCAACUUACUACUAGUAUCCAAUGGUGGGGCUGUUUGCACAGUGAGUUUUGUCAUGCUGAUGCUCUCCUAUGUUAUCAUCUUGCAUUCUCUGAGAAACCACAGUGCUGAAGGGUGGAAAAAAGCCCUUUCCACCUGCAUUUCCCAUAUCACCGUAGUCAUCUUGUUCUUUGGUCCUUGUAUGUUUAUAUAUACAUGUCCCGCAACCACCUUCCCCAUGGAUAAGAUGAUAAAAAAAACUGUGUUUUAUAUAACUGGAACACGGUUGACUAACCCUCUGAUUUAUACGCUGAGAAAUGCUGAGGUGAAAAAUGGCAUGAGGAAGCUAUGGAGCAAGAAGCUGAUCUCAGAAGACCAAAGAUGA